Molecule: messenger RNA, 2645 nt
Organism: Helianthus annuus (common sunflower)
Lineage: Eukaryota; Viridiplantae; Streptophyta; Magnoliopsida; Asterales; Asteraceae
Product: probable transcription factor At1g61730
Exons: 2
Coding region: 76-1830 (584 amino acids)
Biological process (GO): regulation of DNA-templated transcription
Cellular component (GO): nucleus
Source: RefSeq, a predicted model, not a curated record
ACCAAUCGAUAGAAGAAGCAGCAGUCCGUCGUUUUACAAACCCUAAUUUUGGAAAUCGUCAAUCGACUCAAGAUCAUGGCACAAAACGAUCUGAAACCUAAUCAUUCAUCAUCUUCAGAGGAAGAAGAAAUCUCCGGUUCAGAAGACGAACAAGCAUCCGGUUCAGAUUCUGAAGAUUCCGGUUCCGAUACAGAUUCCGGCAAGAAAGUAAAACCAACACAACCGGAGCCUAAAAAAGCCCUAACCACAACUCCUCAAUCCGUCACCAAACCUCAACCAGAUCUAUCUUCAUCAGAAUCAGAAGAAUCCGGUUCCGAUUCCGACACUGAUUCCGAUUUACCGCCAAAAAAGUCAAUCGCUGGUGAUUCUGCCGUCAAACGGACCGGUACUGUACCAAUGGAACGGGACGAAUCAAAAACAGUCAAAAAAACUGGAUCUAAAACGGUUGUAACGCCGCCUCCGGCAAAGAGUAAGCGGCCACUGCCGUCUCCGGCGGCGAUUGAAAAAGAUGCGAAGAAGUUGAAGCAGAUUCCGGCGAAUGGAGAGAUGAAGAUGAAGAUGCAGGUUAACAAAUCGAAAGCUCCAGAUCUAGAUAGAUCCGAAUCGGAAGAGUCCGGAUCUGAAUCCGGCUCCGAAACCGAUACCGAUUCCGAUUCACCGCCUAAAAAGUCCGUUGUUUCAGAUCCGAAUGUCAAACCGAUCUCUUCGAAACCCAUGGAUUCAAAAUCAGUCAAAAAAACCGGAUCUAAAACGGUCCGCAGGCCGGCAGGGUCCGGAUCUGGAUCCGAUUCGGAUUCCGAUUCCGAUUUACCGCCUAAAAAGUCCGUUGUUGCAGAACCGAACGUCAAACCGGUCUCUUCAAAGCCAAUAGAUUCAAAACUAGUAAAAAAAUCCGGAUCUAAACCGGUUUCUACCCCGGCAGAGUCCGGAUCCGAAAGCGAUACGGAUUCCGAUUUACCGCCUAAAAUGUCCAUUGUUGCUAAUCCGAACGUCAAGCCGGUCCCUUUAAAGCCAAUAGAAUCAAAAUCAGUUAAAAAAGCGGGAUCUAAAACGGUUACUACGCCGUCUCCAGCAAAAAGUAAGUCUGCGGUGGCUCCGCUGAAGAAUGAGAAGUUGUUUCAGAGGCUGUGGAGUGAGGAUGAUGAGAUUGUGGUAUUGGAAGGUAUGAUAGGUUAUAAGAAGGAGAACGGUGAGGAUCCGAUAGCGGAUAUGGGCGCGUUUCAUGAGUAUAUUAAGAAGUCGUUACAUGUGGAUGUUAGUAGAUCACAGUUGGUUGAUAAGAUUAGGCGGUUGAAGAAGAAGUAUGUGAAUAAUGUGAGUCGGGUGAAGGAUGGGAAGGAUAGGAGUUUUUCGAAGAGUCAUGAACAGAAAGGUUACGAAUUGUCGAAAAUAAUAUGGGGCGGCGGCAACGGUAAUAGUAAUAAUAACAAUAGUAAUGUUGGAUUAGAGAGUAAGAAGAAGAAGAAUCCAAUUCAAAAGAAUGGUAAGUUAAAGGGCAAUGCUGCUAGUGCUGGUACGAGUGCUAGUUUGUUGGAAUCGAAUGGGGUGGAUGAUAAGGAUAAGGAUAAGGAUAAGGUGAUGAUGGAUGUUGAGAAGAAUGUGGAUGUAUCGCGGUUCGUUUCUUAUGUUGGGAUGAAUGUUUCUCCGGUUGUGUCGGAGGAGAUUGUGAAGGCGGGAUUGGAAUUGGUUGAGGGGUCUAAACGGGCGGAGUUGGAGGCGAAGUGGAUGAAGUUGAAGGAGGAGGAGCUUGAGCUUUAUGUGAAGCGGAUGGAGUUGUUGAAAGAGCAAGCAUUGAUAGUUCUUGAGGCUGUCAGAUCAUCAGGAAAUUGAGGCGUGUUAAGGCCCUAGACGGGGAGGCGUCCUACGCCUCAUGAGUUUGAGGCGGCAUCUAAGUACUUUUGGGUCAAAAUUAGGGUAUGUAGGAGGGCGGAGAUGUAAAGCAACCAAAAGUAUGAAAGUUUACUUGAUAAAAAGGUUGAUAUGUAAAAUAGACGAGAGGGACAAUUUCUGGUCAUAAAUAAAGCUUAUCUGGUUGUACAUUGAGCGGUGUUUGCGUACAUCAUGCUCAGGCUAGAGGGUAUGGUGAUGGUCCUCCAAGGGAGGAUGAUCCGCCACGUAGGCGCCACGUCAUAGUCCUCCCAAGGAUGGUCCAUCCCACAAAACUAGAGGGUAUGGAGGAUGGUCCUAGAUGAUCCUACCCCAUCCCACUAUGUACAAGUAACCAUGCCUUUAGUACAAACACAAACAAAGGGGGCCCACCAUAUUUGGUCCGUCGCAAACGGCGACUUCUCGACGAUGAGGACGGGACGGAUGGGGGGCAGCAUGGAGAGGGGGAUGGCGACGGAUGGAGGACGACGCUGGACGGUCCCCAUACCGUCCAGCCUCAUGCCUCACAUCUAUAUAAGCUUUUGGGAGUGGGGCCGUAAACAUCUUGGUGCCCCGCACUUUUAAAUCGAGGUCUCAUGUCACCUUACUUUCCCCCUCAUGAAGUAUUUUUGUUUGAAUGAAAGACUUGUUUACAAGGAAAUCUGUAUAACCAUAGCUACAAGUAAAAAAGUGUUCUUUUUGUAGUGUGUUGGCAAUGUACUCCUAAACAUAAGAUCAAUGAUUUAUACGAUUUGCUCGUUAAAUUUUCUUUCUAGCAA